Thelazia callipaeda (thelaziosis nematode) is the source of this 3418-nucleotide messenger RNA. The record is from the annotation of a GenBank genome assembly. Lineage: Eukaryota; Metazoa; Nematoda; Chromadorea; Rhabditida; Thelaziidae.
AAAUAUUUAUUGACACGAAUGGUGCCCUAUACUUUCCUCUUAUCAAUAAUAAUGGACAAUUCCCCAAAAAUGCACAACAAAAAAUGUCUCAUUCUAUUUUGUUUUAUUUUUUAAGUGUAGCUUUUGCGUUAAAGCAACUUGCGCAUUUUCAGAUUGAGCGAAAUGAGUGUAAUGAUAUGAAUGGCGACUCAAAUGAUGGCAUAACACUUGCAUUACAAGCUAAUAAGUCCUUGGAAUUCAAUCCUGUACAUGAUUAUUACUCGACUAGAACAAAGAUUUUUUUGGAUGUCAUUAAGCAAUUAGCUUUUUCAUAUUUUCAUUGGAUUCCACUUUUAUUGGUAUUUUCACAUGGAAUCAGAUUUUCUUUGCCUAUUUUCUUAUCAACACUUUUGAUUGUUUUGGCAUUUAUAAAUAUGUGGCGUGGUGCUGACCUUUACCUUUCUGACCCCAAAGUUUUCAUUAGAUCAUGGCGAUUGCUUACUUUAUAUUUAUUGACGAUAAUAUUUUUCCAAAUAGCAGCUAUAAUAGCACUAACAUUUUUUGAAUAUUUCAUCCAACAAGAAUCUCAAAAAUCGCUUGCCUAUGCGUUAUUCCACGUGCAUUUCCAACGAACUGUAGUCAAUAUUCGAGCUGAUCGCAUAGUUUGUUACCGAGGUGUAGUACUGUACAGUCAAUUAAUUUUCAAAGGAAUGACUGUAAUUCAACAGGAAGAACGUGUACGGUUAGCCACUCUACGGCAUACGAUAAACGGAAUGGAGAAAAUGGAUUUAUCGUUUGGAAAAUGGCAAAUAGAAUUUUUGAUAACAAUUCGUGGAUGGAAUGAAAAGUUGCUCAGCGCUUCUGAGAUGGCAAUAGAAAAAGCAAAUCAAGAUUCAUUAAACCAUUCACUUAAAAUAGAUUAUAUUUCUGAUGCGUUAAAAGAACAAUUGCGAGAUGAUAUUUCAAUGAAUAUAAAGAAGAAACGAAAAAAGCAACGAUUUAUAUCUCUUAGCAGUCUGCUCGAAAGCUUUGCUUUUUGGCUUAGUCUUAAAACUUUAGAUUAUCGUUAUAUUAGAUAUGUGAUUAACAAGGAGAAAGAAUUGCUACUACAAAAAUUACCACAAGAGUUAAGUUUAGUCUCAGAAGAAUCCCUUGCAAAAUUACAAGGAUACAAUCUUGGCAAUAGCAUAUGUUUAGUCAAAAAUGUCACCGAUAUUUUGAAAAUUCCAAAAUAUAUGAAUGAUGUGCAUAAUCGAUGGUUACAAUUAUCACUUUCACGACGUUUGCUAAGUUCCGUAGGAACUUUCAUAGAGUGUAAUAUUUCCACGUUGUGUUUUAUUGUUAUGAUAAUUGUACACGGAAAUGCGCAAUGCUUACUGACCCUUCCUUUGGCCUUACUUGUAUAUUUUUGGGGGGCACUUACAGAUCAUGGUUUUCGUCUUAUGUGGAUUAUUGCUAUUUUCUAUGUUCAGAUAAUGAUCGUUGUGAUGAUUUGUUUCAAGUACACGUCACUACCGUGGGUUUGCACGGACACGGAAAGAUGUAGUUACUUAAGUGCAUCAGUAAUAGGAAGUUUUGUAGGUAUUGCAGAUGAACCCAUGUCGGUUUUAUUGCUUUGUAUUUUGGUUUUGGCAUUAUUUACUCAACGACAUAUCAUGAGGCGUAAUGGAUUUUGGUAUGUAUCAAGUAAACAACUGCUAAGAAACAGAAGCAAACAAAAAAGUUGUCUUCUGACGAUACUGGCUGAUAUGUUCAAAUCUCAUCAACAAACGCCCUAUAAUUAUUAUCCAUGGAUGAUUUUAUCAGAUUUAGCUGCAUUGACUAUUUUAAUAUUUAACUUUUCACAUUUUGACUUGGCUCGACGAGAUGCAUUAAUGUUGACGGAAAUCAAAAGUCAUUUACUGCCAGAUACCUUUAUUUAUUAUUUCAUGACUAGCAUAAUAAUGAUAUUUUUGGAUCGUAUAAUAUAUCUUAGAAAAUCAAUACAUAAUGAAGCUAAGGUUAAACGUGUAAGCAAUGGUUUGUUUUUAUGGUACAUGGCACGUGGAAAUCAUAUGUUGGCAAGUGCUUUCCAAAUUCGUGAUGGAUAUCCACAGUAUAUUAUUGGUCAUACUAUGAUGAAGCCUAAUCCAAUCCACUGGAUACUGUAUGCUGGUUUUUUUUAUGCUGUUCCAUUAUUCGAGAUCACAUCUGUUUUGGAUUGGACAUUCACUAGAACAACUUUAACAAUGCUUGAAUUUUAUAAACUUCAGACAAUCAAUUACUACCUUUACUUUAUUCAUGGAUUACGUAAACUAGAAGUGUUUUAUCCACGAAAACGAGCAGAAACGAUUUCUAUGAAAUUAAAAGUUUUCAUUGGAGGUGGCACAUUACUCGGAAUAUUUGUCGGAGUAUUUUUACCUGUUGAUAUGGUGCUUACACUUAGAAUUGGCUACCAUGCAAUCAUAUAUGAAUAUCAUACCGAAGACUUACCACUGAUUAGUGUGCAAGAAUAUAAUCAGCUUACCAACUACUUUGAAGAUGAUCACCAUGCCAGGAAUUAUCUGUACUCACUCGGUCCGGAAACAAUCAUUGACGUAACAUUGAAUGAACAAGGAAUCACUUAUUACGUGCAUCCAAUCUGGGAAACUCAGCUCAUCAAGCUUAUCACUUCAGCAAAUACUCCACUAAAAAUCAAAUGUCGUAUGAACCUGAAGAGAAUGCGUCUUCAAGAACAAGAAAUCCAGAUACUUAAGAAAAUAGACAGUACACCUCUCGAAGCAGGUCGAGAAUGGGAUAUGGAUAUGACUCAAAACGAUAUGAAAAGACUUUUAAAGGUCUUAAAAUCAGAAAAUUGCAACGAUUCAUUUGAAAUGGAUAUAUCCAAGAUUGUGCCUUCAUUAAUAUCUGUACCUAAUGAAGGAUUAUUGUAUGAAAAACCAAAAAUUGUAGUCGAAAAUUUAAAACGAAAAUUUGUUUAUCUCAAUUACACAUAUCAAUUCCAUACGAAAUUAAUAAUUAAAACCGACUGCACCAAUCAACCAAACACAAGCUACCGUCCUCAUGCAGUUAGUAUAAUCCAACAAGGAUUUGGUCAUAAUGGAUUGAAGAUUGGACCACCAACACCUUUGAGAUUUUUACUUUUCGUAUCAAAAGUUUCAUCAAGUUAUCUGCGAUUUCUGAAUAUUUCUACACCAUCACUGCUGGUGACUAUUGUAAUGAUAUUUUUAAUGAGCUGCAAAAUACGCGACAUUUUGAUGACAAAACCUUUUGAGCUAACAUUUAAAGAAAUUGGAGACCCAACUCGACUACUCUAUCUCUGUCACGAUAUUAGUUUGGUCCGAGAAGCUAAGCUAUUCGAUCUAGAACAUGAUCUAUUUGGUAAAUUGGUAUACGUGCUGAGAUCUUCUGAAGCUUUAAUACAUUUUACAAAAUUUGAGAUGAAAAAUUUAUUCUGAAU